GCGGGGUCGAGGCGCGCGGGGGCGGGGGCGGGGGCGGGGGCGAUCCUGCGCGCGUGCGUCCUGGACGAGGACGAGGAAACGUUCGUGGUUUUCGACGCCUCCGGAAGCGCGCGCGUCGGGAAAGCGCGCGAUGGACGAGCGGUGACGCUCGUGGACGUCGCGGCGUUCGCUGCGAGGAGCGAUGAGGCGUUGGACGUCGUGCGUGGUCCGUAUUGGUCGUGCGCGCGAGCGGGACGCGGUCGCGCGUUGGUCGGCACGAGCGGACGGACGCUCUUGGAGUGCGCGUGGGACGAACGAGGGAUCGAGCGACGUGUAGACGACGAUGGUCUCCCGUUGAAAGCGCUCGGGCCGCACACGGGGUACGUGCGAGACGUGGUGGUUUCGCGAGACGGGACGCGCGCGUGGAGUUGCGCGUGUAACUUUGCGCCGAGUUGGCGUGCGAGAGAUGACGGCGCAUUCGAGGCGACUGGGGAUGUGUUGAAGUUGUUUACAGGUGAUAUCCUACGAUUGGCGCUGUGUGAACGGGCCGGGGAGACUCUCGUGUUUUGCGGCGUCGCCGAUGGAACGGUUCGCGCGUUCGAUGCGACGAAGUCUCCCGCGGACGAUCUCGGAGUUGUCGGAGGCGAUGAAACGAUCACAAGGGGGCGCGUAUCGGCACUGUGCACGGUCAAUGAUGAGUGGGUCGUGAGCGGUUGUCACGACGGUGUGGUCACGACGCAUCUCGCGCGUUCAACGAGAGGCGCCGCCGUGGCUUCACGCACUUUGGAUGGGAAGGUUCAAGACAUAGUCGUUCUCUACGACGGGCGCGUCAUCGUCGCUGGAAGUUUCGGAGUCGUCGUAUACGACUGUGCCGAGCGCUUGAAUCUCGUGGACGACGCUUUCGGAGGUGUUCGAUCGGCCGUCCGUUCGCUGGCGAAGACGGCGAAUAGCGUCAUCGUCGGCUCUGCAGUCGGCGACGUCUUCAUCAUCCCAUAUCGUUAG
Messenger RNA from Ostreococcus tauri, 981 nucleotides. Its product is annotated as WD40/YVTN repeat-like-containing domain. Lineage: Eukaryota; Viridiplantae; Chlorophyta; Mamiellophyceae; Mamiellales; Bathycoccaceae. The annotation marks the transcript as partial. Gene Ontology annotation, molecular function: protein binding. The transcript has a single exon. The record is from RefSeq and is a predicted model, not a curated record.